CUACUCUUGAUGAUCUAUACUUUUGCCACACGCCUUAUAUUGACAAUCAUCACUUUUUCGUUGUUUAUUGAGGCAGCCAUUACUGUUGACAAAAUGUCAAGAAAUAAAUACAUCGCAAGAAGACAGAAUUCUGAAUUAGAAAUGAAACUCCAAUGUAGUGAACAACCAGCUUGUCCUGAUGUUGUUAUAGAGCCUUGCCCUAAUGCAUGUGUUAAUAGUUGUAUUUUUUUGAAUCCUGAUAAUCCAUGCUGCCCUUACUCCGGUCAACCUUUUUGCUUAAAUCAGUAAGCAAGAACUUAUAU
Mycotypha africana is the source of this 302-nucleotide messenger RNA. RefSeq lists its product as uncharacterized. Bases 10 to 288 code for a protein of 92 amino acids. The record is from RefSeq and is a predicted model, not a curated record. The transcript has 3 exons. NCBI's taxonomy places the organism in Eukaryota, Fungi, Mucoromycota, Mucoromycetes, Mucorales, Mycotyphaceae.